UCAAAAAAAACGUUGAGAUGCGUUGAACAUGCAUGCAGACACAGGAUGGAAUAGGAGACGCUAGAGACGGAAGCCGUUUUCCGCUUGAAUCUCUCCUAUCUUGUGUUUGGCCUCCAGGGCUGGGCACAUCCUCCCCCCUCACCAUAGAGCAGCCGCUGUCGAUAAGCUGUCGUUCUCUUUCACUAACGCUGCGGUGCGGACAUCGCCGUGGCGUAUUUGUUGAAGGGGUUGCCGUGGAGACUGGCGGCAGUGAGGCAGCACUGGAGCCAGCAGAGAGACAGCAAAGAGGGAGAGAGGGAGCUGCAUGCUGCAGAGAGCACCACUGUGGAGCAGACCAGGCUGAGCCGGACUGUGCAAACAUGGGCUUCUCACCACGCAUCCUGUGAAAACUACCCACAGCCAGCUCAGAAACCUAGCCUCAUCCACCCCUUCAACCCACGGCUGCACCAGCCCUUCUCUGGCAGUCCCUUCCUGGGCUUUGUGCGUGGGGUCAGUGGAACUGGAGGGAGUACAGCUCCAGUUGGGCCUGAUGUGCUAGCAUCGCAGGUCAGGUGGUAUCCAAUGAAGGCUGGGUGAAGUGCCGGAGGGUCUCUUAGACCCUGGAGCAUUGCGGGUCGUUCUUUUCUCCGUCUGUGUGAAUAGCGACGCCUGAAUGAGAACGAGCGAUGCGGGCAACAGUAAUCCUGGUGCAGGUAAACGCUGGUGAGGCCUUCACUAUUCGACGAGAGGAUGGUCAGUUUCAGUGUAUCACAGGUCCUGCUCAGGUUCCCAUGAUGUCCCCAAAUGGUUCAGUGCCUCCAAUCUAUGUGCCUCCUGGAUACGUUUCACAGAUCAUAGAAGAGAAUGGAGUACGGCGUGUUCUGGUCUUACCUCAGCAGCCAGAGUUCCACCCAGGGGGCCACUCCCCUCUACACCACCCUCCCCCCCAUGCCCAUCUGUCGGCCUUCAUCCCCCAUCCGCCCAUGAUGCCCCCUCAUCCCCACCUUUACACGGGCAUGGCAGGAGGGGUAGGCGACAUGGGCUCCCAGUACAUUUCCCAGUACCACCCAGCUCACAUCUACUCAGAGCAGGCCUCCGCAGAUUCUCACUCCCCACAUGGACGCCCGCCGUUUGUUCACAGGGACGAAAGGGCGAGCAAAACAUACGAACGCCUGCAAAAGAAGCUCAAGGAGCGCCAGGGAGGAGGAGGGGGUCAGAUGAAGGACAGCCCCCCUCCCUCACCGCAGAAGAACCGCCUGAGCCCUACCACACUCGACAUUUACAAUGGGGUGGGGGGGAAAGGCCUGGAGCUGGAGCCAGGGCAGGCCAGCAACACGGGGACAGGCAAGCAGGCGGGCAGGGGACAAGACGGAGACCAAGGAGAGCUCGAUGAAGAUGCCCGGGCCCUGCAAGCUCUGCUAGGUACCAUCAGUAAGCCAGUUGUGUCAGACAUCCAGGCCCGAGGUGCUGUGCUGACCUGGAGCGCCCCCAGCAUGCCUGAAAGGGAGGAGGGCAGCCCCCCUGAGCCACUCAGCUACAAGGUCUCCAUCUCCUACAAUGGCAUAGAUGGGAAUUACAGAAGCACCUGCAGUGGGGAGGAUUUAAGUGCAACUUUAGAAGACCUAAGACCAGCAACAGACUAUCAUGUGAGGGUCCUGGCUGUGUGUAACUGUUUACAGGGUAACCCCUCUGAGGCUGUGAGCUUCACCACUCUGAGCUGUGAGCCAGACCUCCCGAACCCCCCAAGAAAGGCCAGCGGGACCAAGAGCACCAUUGUUGCCCAGUGGAAGCCUCCAUGUGACAACGGUUCCAAAAUCCAAAAUUAUGUUCUUCAAUGGGAUGAGGGUAAGGGUACCGGGGUGUUUGAACAGUGCUACUAUGGACCUCAGAAGCAGUAUCGAGUUACCAAGCUUUCACCAGCUUCCAGAUACUCCUUCCGUCUUGCAGCCAAAAAUGACAUGGGUGUUAGUGAGUUCAGCGAAGCGGUGGACUUGUUCACCUCGUGCAGUGUUCCGUCGCCCCCACUUCCUCCAGAUCUGGUCAAGGCUGGGGUCACCUGGCUUAACCUACAGUGGCAGAGACCUCCAGGAUCCCCCAAGGAGGAUGAGAUCUUCUACAUUCUGGAGAUGGAGGAGGAAGGCUCGGGAUAUGGUUUCCAGCCAAGCUACGAUGGUGAUGAGCUCUCCAAGACAGUCGUGCACCUCCACAGGAGUACCAAGUACAAGUUCCGGGUGGUAGCCUACAACUCUGAGGGGAAGAGCAACCCCAGUGUGGUGGCAGAGUUCACCACGUGUCCAGACAUCCCCUGCAGCCCCUCCAGACCAGCCAUCAGGGGCAGGGUACUGCCCAACAGCUUCAGGGUGGCCUGGGAACCCCCUAAAGACAAUGGUGGAGCCAAUAUAACCAAAUACAUUUUGGAGGUUUCUGAUGGUCUGAGUGGAUUGUCAUGGGAAUUGGCUUACGCAGGGCCAGCCAUGGAGUACGUGUGUGAGAGUCUUAAGCCCGGCUGCUUUUACCAGACCAGAGUCUAUUGCAUGAGUGAGGGCGGGCAGAGCCCGCUGUCGGAGGCUCUGCAAGUCCAAACUCCUGCUGUGCCCCCCGGGCCGUGCCAGCCCCCCCGGGUGGUGGGCAAGUCCAGAGCCAAGGAGGUGCAGCUGCGCUGGGGCCCACCUCAGGAUGAUGGAGGCAGCCCAGUGUCCUCCUACAGCGUGGAGCUGUGUGGGUCACAUGGUGCUGAGGAGAGCCGGGAGGUCUAUCAGGGCCCUGAGCCGGACUGCACUGUGGUGAACCUGCUGCCUGGCAGAACCUACAACUUUCGCAUCCGUGCAGCUAACAAGGCUGGGUAUGGCUCCCUGUCAGAGCGCUGUGAGGUGACCACAGGCCCAGGUGCCCCUGAGACCUGCAAGGCUCCCCACAUCAACUGCAAGUCCCCCACCUGCGCCGUAAUCAGCUGGGAGGCCCCCCCGUCUAACGGUGCCCCUGUGUCGGAGUUCCGUGUGGAGUGGGGGGCCAUGGAGGGGAGCAUGCAGAUCUGCUACAGCGGGCCAAGUCUCAGCCAUGAGAUGAAGGGCCUGUUCCCUGCCACAUCCUACUUCUGUCGGGUUCAGGCUGUGAACGUGGCCGGCGUGGGAGCCUUCGGCGAGGCGGUGCUGUGUCAGACGCCGUGCUCCGUCCCUGCCGCCGUCAGCAGCAUCCACGCCCUGAAGGAGGCUGAGCUCAGAGGGUACGAGACCUCCCUGGACCUGGAGGAAGACGAGGAGGAGGAGGAGGAGGAGGAGAACCCGGCCCCUCCACUCUACUCCCCUUCCAGCUGCCUGGGCCUGCGAUGGGAGCCCCCCUGUGACCACGGGGCUGAGAUCACGUCCUACCUGAUUGACCUGGGAGAGCGCCAGCCCAUUGCUGUUGGCCCUGUCACCAAAUACAUCAUACAACACCUGCAGCCUGACACCAGCUACAGGAUCAGGAUCCAGGCUCUAAACAGCCUGGGUGCGGGGCCUUUUAGUCACACCUUUAAGCUGAAGACCAAGCCACUGCCCCCUCUGCCCCCCCGCCUGGAGUGCACCGCUUUCAGCCACCAAACCCUCAGGCUCAAGUGGGGCGAGGGGCCGGCCAAGGCAGCCUCUUCGGACGCCCUCCAGUACCAGCUGCAAAUGGAGGACAAGAAUGGCAGAUUUUUUUCCUUGUACAGAGGACCAUGCCACACUCACAAAGUCCAGAGACUUAAUGAGUCUACCUCUUACACGUUCCGCAUCCAGGCCUUUAAUGAGGCAGGCGAAGGGCCUUUCUCCAAUGUUUACACAUUCACCACCCCACGCUCUCCUCCUGCCCCAGUGAAAGCCCCCCGAGUGGAGCGUCUAGAAGACCACUCCUGCGAGGUUACCUGGGAGACUCUGCUGCCCAUGAAGGGAGACCCAAUAAUCUACACCCUGCAGUGCAUGAUGGGAAAUUCUGAGUUUAAACAGAUGUACAAAGGCUGUGCCACAUCGUUCUCAGUCCCUAACCUGCAGCCCAGCAGCGAGUACCGCUUCAGAGUGUGUGCCAUUCGGCAGUGCCAGGAGGCCCCGGAGCUGAGUGGGCCCUUCAGCCCCACGGUGACUCUCUUCCCCCAGCGCAGUGAGGUCGCAGCAGGCAGUGGCCUGAGUGGCUCUGGGCCCAGAGCUGGUGCAGAGUCAGCCAGACCCAGGCGUAGCCUGACCGACGAGCAGUGUGCCGCUCUACUCCUUAUGUUCUUCGCAGUCAUCUCCAUCCUCAUUGCUUUCGUCAUCCAGUACUUUGUCAUUAAAUGAGCUCCUGUCCAGCUGCAGGGUUACAGCUUUUUUUUUUUUUUUUUCUGUUGUAUUUUCUCACUGUGUUUCUGUGUUUUCACACCUGAAGAAUUAGCAGUGUGAGGGGUGGGUGGAGGGAUUACCUGAACAGAAGAGAGCAAAUGAUACCUUUUUGUCUUUUGCACCCCAACACCCUCACAACGGCCUCCUUUUCAAUUACAGUUAAAAUUCCAGUGUAAUUGGCUAUACUGCACAACAGGGACUUAAAAGCAGUAGGGAUACUGUUGUUGAAAAAACUAACAGACUUGGACUCAUGUAAUUGUCGAUCAUAUUAUGUAUCAUUAGUCAUUAUUUAUGUUUACGUUUAUGUGAAACAGAUCUUGAUUGAGUAAGUUGUUGGUUGGUGUUUGACCAAGGGACCUGGUUGGUCGGUGCACAGCAGUCUGUUGAGAUCCAAAGGUAUGUCAUGGUGAUUCCCAGGCAGGAGGAGCCUUUUAGAGGCCUACUGAUUCCUACUGGAGAUUAGACGGUUGUACUGAGAGAAGACAAAUUGAUAUACAGUCUUGUUCACAUUAUAGAACCUUAAUUUAGCACUUUCCAACUUUUUUGAUGUUCAGAAUGUGUAAGGAUGCAAAAAUGACUGGAUACAUUUUAGUAUAUUUUUGUACAGCAAGACACAAGGACCUGUUAUAGAAAUUGCUCAGUAUAGAAAACCAAACAUAACACAACAUAAACAUGAUGGUUUAUUUUACUAUAAUAUAUUUAUACUGUAGCCUGUUUUUACAAUCAUGCAGCUGCUUUAAUCCAAAUUAUUUUUGUUCAGCACAAAAAUGUAUGCUUAUCUUUAUCUGAUUUUUUCCAGUAUUUGAUUUUGCACCUUAGUUAAAGAAUACCUUGACCUAAAACGUCUUGGUCUUGUGAUGCAUUUUAUUCAACAUAUCUUCAGAUUGUUCAAGCCCUAUCUGUGUUUGGAAUGUUUUAAAAGUAGUAUCACAUGUUGCUGAAAUGGCUUAUUUCUUUAAAGAAAACCGUUUGAGAACCAAUUGCUUCAGAUAAUUUACUAGUAUAUGGGGUAUAAACCUGGGAGCAUUCUCUUAAUUCAGGUUUUGAAUUUUGUUUUAGUCUAGAAAACUGUUCUGUUUACUUUAACUUCUAGCAAUUUAGGUUUUGUGUCAGGAAAACAUGCAUAAUUAUGAGAUUUGGCAUAGUUCUAGGCAUUAAUUUGUGAAUUAUUUUGAUUUCUUUAUUUAAGGUCAUACUUGUGUGAAGUAUAUUUUUUUAUUGUAAUGAAGGUUAUAUAAAUUAAUUAUAUCCAGAGAAAAAAAAAAUCUGCACUCAUGAAACAUGAAAAGCAAACAACAGAUACAAAAUGUGUAACUUAUGUACUUCCUGUGAAUCUAAGUUUGGCCUUUUCUCUGUGUGUUAAGUCUUUGUAACAGAGUGCAAAUACUGAAUUUUCAGUGUUGUAGUCUGACAAUAGGGUCUAGUGUUGUAUUUGGUAUGGGCAAAUUAUUGCUGUUGCAACCGUUAUGAAUCACAGGUAUCUUGCAAAAGUCUUUAGAUAAUUACAUGAUUUGGUCGACCAGGCAUUCUGCAAAUGUCUUUUUGUCAUUUAAAGACUCAAAUUCCUAUUUUUGAUAGUGAUUGCCAUUAUAACACCUCGCCGCAGGUUACUACCUUUGUCUGAGAUAAACAAAAACGCAACAAAAGAAAUAAAAUAUGCACAAAAAAGAGACCAUUUUUAUGUAAUUUUAAUGUUUGCAGUUACCUCAUACACCUUACAUUCCAAAAUGAAAAUUUGUUAUACUAUACAUAUUACCAGACAUAUCACUUUAAAAUGUUCGUAAUGGGAAAAUGUAUAAUCAUAGAUAUGUAUCUAAAGUGUAUCUGUAUAGCCAUGAUAUAUACAAUGGAUCCAUGCACAAUAAAAGAUUUAUAAUUCUUGAA
Osmerus eperlanus (European smelt) is the source of this 6191-nucleotide messenger RNA. It is a transcript of the gene fndc3a, whose product is annotated as fibronectin type III domain containing 3A. The record is from RefSeq and is a predicted model, not a curated record. The coding region runs from base 666 to 4265 and encodes 1199 amino acids. Gene Ontology annotation, molecular function: protein binding. The transcript is spliced from 25 exons. NCBI's taxonomy places the organism in Eukaryota, Metazoa, Chordata, Actinopteri, Osmeriformes, Osmeridae.